Messenger RNA from Selaginella moellendorffii, 2056 nucleotides. RefSeq names its product calcium-dependent protein kinase 1. Gene Ontology annotation, molecular function: calcium/calmodulin-dependent protein kinase activity; calcium ion binding; ATP binding. Gene Ontology annotation, biological process: protein autophosphorylation; intracellular signal transduction; peptidyl-serine phosphorylation. NCBI's taxonomy places the organism in Eukaryota, Viridiplantae, Streptophyta, Lycopodiopsida, Selaginellales, Selaginellaceae. The transcript is spliced from 7 exons. The record is from RefSeq and is a predicted model, not a curated record. Bases 224 to 1957 code for a protein of 577 amino acids. Gene Ontology annotation, cellular component: nucleus; cytoplasm.
CGUUCUCCACGAUUGGGGCGAGAAUACGCUCGUCGCGAAGGAAUAGAAAUGGUCAUUCACGAUAAGUCCGAGAGGAGGAGGAGAUCGAGCUGCCGCCGGACAAGAUCCACGCUCAACACCGCGUAAUCCUUCUCUCGAGCGCGCCAGGUGAGCGAAUCGAUCCAAUCCAGCUCUAGCGCCGCGCGCUCGAGCAAUCGAUCGAUCGUUAUCAGGUCAGGGGAGAAUGGGGAAUUGCCUGGGACACGGAUCCAGGGAAAAUAUCCACCAUCACAGGCGCGAUGACAAGAACAACGCCUACGAUUUCCCUCCCAAGGCCAACAAUGCCGCCACUGUCACGGCCGCCCCGGCGCAGCCAUCGCCGCCCUCCAACAAGAACAAUCGCGAGCAGCCGACGACCUCUCCGCUGCCACAGCCCAAGCCGAGCAGCCGUCACGCGCCGACGAUCCACUCCAUCACCGCCAAUGUGCUGGGAAAGCCGCUCGAGGACGUGAGAGCCAUGUACGUCCUGGGCCGGGAGCUCGGGCGUGGCCAGUUUGGGGUCACACACCUCUGCACGGACAGGGCCUCCGGGAAGACUUACGCUUGCAAGACCAUCGCCAAGAGGAAGCUUAUCUCCAAGGCCGAUGUGGAGGACGUGAAGAGGGAGGUCCAGAUCAUGCACCACCUUAGAGGCAACGAGAACAUCGUGGAGCUUCGAGGGUCGUACGAGGACAAGCACUCGGUCCACUUGGUGAUGGAGCUUUGCGAGGGUGGAGAGCUUUUCGACCGGAUCAUCGCCAGGGGACACUACAGCGAGAGAGCUGCCGCUGCGCUGUGCCGGACGAUCGUGAGGGUGGUGUAUAUAUGCCACUCGCUCGGGGUGAUGCACCGGGAUCUCAAGCCCGAGAACUUUCUCCUGGCGGACAAGAGCGAGAGUGCUCCUCUCAAGGCUACGGAUUUUGGACUCUCGGUGUUCUUCAAGCAUGGUGACAAGUUCACGGAUCUGGUUGGAAGCGCUUACUACGUAGCUCCGGAAGUUCUUCGCCGCAACUACGGACCCGAGGCCGACGUGUGGAGCGCUGGAGUGAUCUUGUACAUUCUUUUGUCCGGAGUACCACCGUUCUGGGCAGAAAGUGAGCAGGGAAUUUUCGAUGCUGUCCUUCGCGGCCAAGUGGACUUUGUAAGUGAUCCAUGGCCGUCGAUUUCGUCAUCGGCCAAGGAUUUGGUGAAGAAAAUGUUGACGCAAGAUGUGAAGAAAAGGGUCACUGCGGCAGAAGUUCUCAGCCAUCCUUGGGUGAGAGAAGAUGGUGAUGCUCCAGAUGCACCACUUGAUAAUGCGGUAUUGUCGAGGAUGAAGCAGUUCACCGCAAUGAACAAGCUAAAGAAACUGGCGCUCAAGGUCAUUGCAGCAAGCCUCUCGGAAGAAGAGAUCACAGGACUCAAGGAAAUGUUUAGCAGCAUGGACACAGACGGCAGUGGCACCAUUACAUUCGAUGAGCUCAAAGUUGGUCUUGAAAGGCUGGGAUCCAACCUCAGGGAUGCGGAAAUCCGCCAGAUCAUGAACGCUGCCGAUGUCGAUGGAAACGGGACGAUUGACUAUCUCGAAUUCAUCACAGCCACAAUGCAGAUGAACAAGAUGCAAAAGGAAGAUCACUUAUAUUCCGCGUUUCAAUUCUUUGACAACGACAAUAGCGGGUACGCGCUUUCUUUCCUUAAGCUUUUCAUGGAUGACCGGCUUCUUCGUGACAGCUACAUCACGAUGGAGGAGCUGGAAGAAGCUCUAGUUAAAUACGGUAUGGGCGACCAUGAAACAAUGAAGGAAAUUCUUAAAGAAGUGGACACAGACAACGAUGGAAAGAUUAACUACGACGAGUUUGUAGCCAUGAUGACUAAAGGAGCUGCGCCAAGCAGCGAGCAACAAAACAAUAGAAGAAAAGGCCAGGAACUUCCCGUGGGAGCUCCAAGGCACAGGAAAUAAGUACCUGUGGGAAAAACUUGGGUUCGCUUUUAUUUUCUUUUUGCCUUGAGCUUUGGAUUUUUGCUAAUCAAAAUAAGUCGCAGAGAGAAAUUACAGUCA